ACAGCCCAAGAUGGCCGGGCGCUCGCGCUCCGCGUCGGCCCGCGGCGUCCCGCUCCAUUCAUUGCCGCGCUGCUGAGCUGCGCCGCGCCGCGCGGGUCGGCCCGAGGCCGCCGGGGGCUGCCCCGCCGAGCGGGGGGCCGCCAUGGCGACCCUGGAGAAGCUAAUGAAGGCCUUCGAGUCCCUGAAGUCGUUCCAGCAGCAGCAGCAGCAGCAGCAGCAGCAGCAACAGCAGCCGCCGCCACCGCCUCAGCCGCCUCAGCCGCCGCCGCAGGCGCAGCCGCCGCCGCCGCCGCCGCCACCGCCGCCGCCGCCGCAGCCGCCGCCCGGUCCCGCGGUGGCCGAGGAGCCGCUGGCCCGACCAAGGAAGGAACUCUCAGCCACCAAGAAAGACCGGGUGAAUCAUUGUCUGACAAUAUGUGAAAACAUAGUGGCACAAUCUCUCAGAAAUUCUCCAGAAUUUCAGAAACUUCUGGGUAUCGCUAUGGAACUUUUUCUGCUGUGUAGCGAUGAUGCGGAGUCAGAUGUCAGGAUGGUGGCUGAUGAAUGCCUCAACAAAGUUAUCAAAGCUUUGAUGGAUUCUAAUCUGCCAAGGCUACAGUUAGAACUCUACAAGGAAAUUAAAAAGAAUGGCGCCCCUCGAAGUCUGCGUGCUGCCCUGUGGAGGUUUGCUGAGCUGGCUCACCUGGUUCGACCUCAGAAAUGCAGGCCUUACCUGGUGAAUCUUCUGCCAUGCCUGACUCGAACAAGCAAGAGACCCGAGGAAUCGGUCCAGGAGACCUUGGCUGCAGCUGUCCCGAAAAUUAUGGCUUCUUUUGGCAAUUUUGCAAAUGACAAUGAAAUUAAGGUUCUGUUAAAAGCUUUCAUAGCGAAUCUGAAGUCAAGUUCCCCCACUGCCCGCCGGACCGCAGCUGGCUCUGCAGUGAGCAUCUGCCAGCACUCCAGGAGGACGCAGUACUUCUACAGCUGGCUUCUGAAUGUGCUCCUCGGUCUGCUGGUUCCUGUGGAGGAAGAACACCCCACACUCCUGAUCCUCGGUGUGCUGCUCACAUUGAGGUAUCUGGUACCUUUGCUACAGCAGCAGGUUAAGGACACAAGCUUGAAAGGCAGCUUUGGGGUGACACGGAAAGAAAUGGAAGUCUCUCCUUCUGCUGAGCAGCUUGUCCAGGUUUAUGAACUGACUUUGCACCACACGCAACACCAAGACCACAAUGUGGUGACGGGAGCACUGGAGCUCCUGCAGCAGCUCUUCCGCACCCCGCCGCCGGAGCUGCUGCAGGCAUUGACCAUGCCAGGCGGCCUUGGACAGCUGGCUGCAGCUCAAGAGGAGGCGCGGGGCCGAGACCGCAGUGGGAGCAUUGUGGAGCUUCUAGCUGGAGGGGGUUCUUCAUGCAGCCCUGUCCUUUCAAGGAAACAAAAAGGCAAAGUACUGUUAGGAGAAGAGGCAGCUUUGGAAGAUGACUCCGAAUCAAGGUCCGACAUCAGCAGCUCAGCCUUUGCAGCCUCUGUGAAGGAUGAGAUUGGUGGAGAGCUGGCUUCCUCUUCAGGAGUCUCCACUCCUGGGUCUGUGGGCCAUGACAUCAUCACGGAGCAGCCUCGGUCACAGCACACGCUGCAGGCAGACUCUGUGGACCUCUCUGGCUGCGACUUGACUAGUGCUGCCACUGAUGGGGAUGAGGAGGACAUCUUGAGCCACAGCUCCAGCCAGAUCAGCGCAGUUCCGUCUGACCCUGCCCUGGACCUGAAUGAUGGGACCCAGGCUUCCUCGCCCAUCAGUGACAGCUCUCAGACCACCACGGAAGGGCCUGACUCGGCCGUGACACCUUCCGACAGUUCUGAAAUCGUGUUAGAUGGUGCUGACAGCCAGUACCCAGGCAUGCAGCUCGGCCAGCCAACGGAGGAAGAUGAGGAAGCUGCGUGUGUUCUUCCUGGUGGAGACUCCAGUGCUUUCAGAAACUCUUCCCUGGCACUUCAGAAGGUACAGUUAUUGGAAAGCAUGGGUCACAGCAGGCAGCUUUCUGACAGCAGUAUAGAUAAAUUUGUAUCAAGAGAUGAAGCUCCUGAACCCAGUGAUGCAGAAAGAAAGCCUUGCCGAAUCAAAGGUGACAUAGGACAUUCUACUGAUGAUGACUCUGCUCCUCUGGUCCAUUGUGUUCGUCUUUUAUCUGCGUCAUUUUUGUUAACCGGGAAAAAGAAUGCCCUGGUUCCAGACAGAGAUGUGAGGGUCAGUGUUAAGGCCCUGGCCCUCAGCUGUGUUGGAGCAGCCGUGGCCCUUCAUCCAGAGUCUUUUUUCAGUAGACUCUAUAAAGUACCCCUUGACCCCAUGGAAUACCCUGGGGAGCAGUAUGUCUCUGACAUCUUGAACUACGUUGAUCACGGAGACCCGCAGGUGAGAGGAGCCACUGCCAUUCUCUGUGGGACGCUCAUCUGCUCCAUCCUCAGCAGGUCCCGCUUCCACGUGGGGGACUGGCUGGGCACCGUCAGAGUCCUCACAGGAAAUAGAUUUUCCUUGGCAGACUGCAUUCCUUUGCUGAGGAAAAGCUUGAAGGACGAGUCGUCUGUGACCUGCAAGCUGGCCUGCACAGCUGUGAGGCACUGCGUCAUGAGUCUCUGCAGCAGCAGCUACAGUGACUUGGGAUUGCAGCUGCUCAUUGAUGUGCUGUCUCUGAGGAAUAGCUCCUACUGGCUGGUGAGAACAGAGCUGCUAGAAACCGUUGCUGAGGUUGACUUCAGGCUGGUGAGCUUUUUGGAGGCAAAAGCAGAAAGCUUGCACAGAGGGGCUCAUCAUUACACAGGGCUUUUACACCUGCAAGAACGAGUGCUCCAUAAUGUGGUCAUCUAUUUGCUCGGGGAUGAAGAUCCCAGGGUGCGACAUGUUGCUGCAGCCUCAUUAGUAAGGCUUGUUCCAAAGCUGUUCUAUAAAUGUGACCAAGGACAGGCCGAUCCAGUAGUGGCUGUGGCAAGAGAUCAAAGCAGUGUUUACCUGAAACUACUCAUGCAUGAGGCGCAGCCUCCAUCGCACUUCUCCGUCAGCACCAUUACCAGAAUAUAUAGAGGUUAUAGCUUACUACCAACCAUAACAGAUGUCACCUUGGAAAACAACCUGUCAAGAGUUAUUGCUGCAGUUUCUCAUGAGCUGAUUACAUCAACCACUAGAGCACUCACAUUUGGAUGCUGUGAAGCUUUGUGUCUCCUUUCUGCAGCCUUUCCUGUUUGCAUCUGGAGUUUAGGUUGGCAUUGUGGAGCACCCCCGCUGAGCGCCUCCGAUGAUUCCAGGAAGAGCUGCACCGUGGGGAUGGCCACCAUGAUUCUCACCUUGCUCUCGUCCGCUUGGUUCCCAUUGGAUCUCUCAGCCCAUCAAGAUGCCUUGGUUGUGGCUGGAAACUUGCUCGCAGCCAGCGCCCCCAAGUCUCUGAGAAGUUCGUGGACUGCUGAAGAAGAAGCCAACCCAACAGCCACCAGACAAGAGGAGGUCUGGCCUGCAUUAGGUGACCGGACACUGGUGCCCAUGGUAGAGCAGCUUUUCUCCCACCUGCUGAAGGUGAUCAAUAUCUGUGCUCAUGUCUUGGACGAUGUGACUCCUGGGCCAGCAGUUAAGGCAGCCUUGCCUUCUCUGACAAACCCCCCUUCCCUAAGUCCCAUCCGACGAAAGGGGAAGGAGAAAGAACCAGGAGAACAAGCAUCUGUUCCUCUGAGUCCCAAGAAAGGCAAUGAGGCCAGUGCAGCCUCUCGACAAUCAGAUUCCUCAGGCCCUGUCACAGCAAGUAAAUCCUCCUCAGUGGGGAGUUUCUACCAUCUCCCUUCCUACCUCAGACUGCAUGAUGUCCUGAAGGCCACUCACGCCAACUACAAGGUCACCUUGGAUCUUCAGAGCAGCACUGAGAAGUUUGGGGGGUUCCUGCGCUCGGCGUUGGAUGUUCUCUCUCAGAUUUUAGAGCUGGCCACACUGCAAGACAUUGGGAAGUGUGUUGAAGAGAUCCUUGGGUACCUGAAGUCCUGUUUCAGUCGAGAGCCAAUGAUGGCAACUGUCUGUGUGCAGCAGCUGCUGAAGACUCUCUUUGGAACAAACUUGGCUUCCCAGUUUGAUGGCUUAUCUUCAAACCCCAGCAAGUCUCAAGGUCGAGCCCAGCGCCUUGGCUCUUCCAGCGUGAGACCAGGCUUGUAUCACUACUGCUUCAUGGCUCCAUAUACCCAUUUCACGCAAGCCCUGGCAGAUGCCAGCCUGAGGAACAUGGUGCAGGUGGAGCAGGAGCACGACACCUCCGGAUGGUUUGAUGUACUCCAGAAAGUGUCCACCCAAUUGAAGACUAACCUCACGAGUGUCACAAAGAAUCGUGCUGAUAAGAAUGCUAUUCACAACCACAUUCGUUUAUUUGAGCCUCUCGUUAUAAAAGCUUUAAAGCAGUAUACCACGACAACAUCUGUGCAGUUGCAGAAGCAGGUUUUGGAUUUGUUGGCCCAGCUGGUUCAACUACGAGUCAAUUACUGUCUCCUGGAUUCGGAUCAGGUGUUCAUUGGAUUUGUGUUGAAACAGUUUGAAUACAUCGAAGUAGGCCAGUUCAGGGAGUCAGAGGCAAUUAUUCCAAACAUCUUUUUCUUCCUGGUAUUACUGUCUUACGAGCGCUACCAUUCAAAACAGAUCAUUGGAAUUCCUAAAAUCAUCCAGCUGUGUGAUGGUAUCAUGGCCAGCGGGAGGAAGGCUGUCACACAUGCCAUACCAGCUCUGCAGCCUAUAGUUCAUGACCUCUUUGUGUUGAGGGGAACAAAUAAGGCUGAUGCAGGCAAAGAACUUGAAACCCAGAAGGAAGUGGUGGUGUCGAUGUUGCUGAGACUCAUCCAGUACCAUCAGGUGCUGGAGAUGUUUAUCCUUGUCCUGCAGCAAUGCCACAAGGAGAGCGAGGACAAGUGGAAACGCUUAUCUCGGCAGGUUGCCGACAUCAUCCUGCCUAUGUUAGCCAAGCAGCAGAUGCAUAUCGAUUCUCAUGAAGCCCUUGGAGUGUUAAAUACCUUAUUUGAGAUUUUGGCCCCUUCUUCCCUCCGUCCUGUGGACAUGCUUUUGCGGAGUAUGUUUGUCACCCCGAGUACAAUGGCGUCCGUGAGCACUGUUCAGCUGUGGAUAUCUGGAAUCCUAGCCAUUCUGAGAGUUUUGAUUUCCCAGUCGACGGAAGAUAUUGUUCUUUCUCGUAUUCAGGAGCUCUCCUUCUCUCCCUAUUUAAUCUCCUGUCCAGUAAUUAACCGUUUAAGAGAAGGGGACAGUAGCUCAACAAUGGGAGAGCACAGUGAAAGGAAACAAGUGAAGAGUUUGCCAGAAGAAAUAUUCUCAAGGUUUCUGUUACAGCUGGUUGGUAUUCUUCUAGAGGACAUUGUUACAAAACAACUGAAAGUUGAAAUGAGUGAACAGCAGCACACUUUCUACUGCCAGGAACUCGGCACUCUGCUCAUGUGCCUCAUCCACAUCUUCAAGUCUGGAAUGUUCCGGAGAAUCACAGCAGCUGCCACUAAACUCUUGAGCAGUGACAGCAGUAGUGAGGGCAGCUUCUACUCACUGGAGAGCCUGAACACGCGCGUGCGCUCCAUGGUGCCCACGCACCCGGCCCUGGUACUCCUCUGGUGCCAGAUCCUGCUGCUUGUCAACCACACCGACCACUGCUGGUGGGCUGAGGUGCAGCAGACACCCAGGAGACACAGUCUGUCCUGCACAAAGUCGCUUAGCCCCCAGAUGUCUGAGGAGGAGGAUUCUGACUCGGCAGCCCAGCUUGGCAUGUGCAAUAGAGAAAUCGUGCGAAGGGGAGCGCUCAUUCUCUUCUGUGAUUAUGUUUGUCAGAAUCUCCAUGACUCAGAGCACUUAACGUGGCUCAUUGUGAAUCACAUUCAAGAUUUGAUCAGCUUAUCCCAUGAGCCUCCCGUGCAGGACUUCAUUAGUGCCAUUCAUCGGAAUUCUGCCGCUAGCGGCCUUUUCAUCCAGGCAAUCCAGUCGCGUUGUGAGAAUCUCUCAGCUCCAACCGCUCUGAAGAAGACGCUCCAGUGCUUGGAAGGCAUCCACCUGAGCCAGUCGGGCGCCGUGCUCACGCUGUAUGUGGACAGGCUGCUGGGCACCCCCUUCCGGGCGCUGGCUCGCAUGGUCGACACCCUGGCCUGCCGCCGGGUAGAAAUGCUUCUGGCUGCAAAUUUGCAGAGCAGCAUGGCCCAGUUGCCUGUGGAAGAGCUGAACAGAAUCCAGGAGCACCUCCAGAGCAGUGGGCUCGCGCAAAGACAUCAAAGGCUCUAUUCCCUGCUGGACAGGUUCCGAGUCUCCACCGUGCAAGAUUCCCUCAGCCCCCUACCUCCGGUCACUUCCCACCCGCUGGACGGGGAUGGGUACAUGCCACUGGAAACAGUGAUUCCAGACAAAGACUGGUACCUUCGUCUGGUUAGAUCACAGUGUUGGACCAAGUCAGAUUCUGCACUGCUGGAAGGUGCAGAGCUGGUGAAUCGCAUCCCUGCUGAAGACAUGAGCGUGUUCAUGAUGAGCUCGGAGUUCAACCUAAGCCUCUUGGCUCCAUGCUUAAGCCUUGGCAUGAGUGAAAUGACUUGUGGCCAGAAGAGUCCCCUGUUUGAAGCGGCUCGUGGGGUGACUCUGGACCGUAUGACUGGCGUUGUUCAGCAGCUGCCUGCUGUCCAUCAGGUCUUCGAGCCUUUCCUGCCCACAGAGCCCACAGCCUACUGGAGCAAGCUGAAUGAUCUCUUUGGGGAUGCCACAUUAUACCAGUCCAUGACCACACUGGCUCGGGCCCUGGCGCAGUACCUGGUGGUGAUCUCCAAAGUGCCUGCUCAUUUGCACCUUCCUCCUGAGAAGGAGAGGGACACAGUGAGGUUCGUGGUGAUGACCCUCGAGGCCCUGUCAUGGCAUCUGAUCCACGAGCAGAUCCCGCUGAGUCUGGACCUCCAAGCGGGGCUGGACUGCUGCUGCCUGGCCCUGCAGGUUCCCGGCCUCUGCAGCGUGCUCUCCUCUGUAGAGUGCGUGACCCACGUCUGCUCCCUCAUCCACUGUGUGCGGUUCCUCCUUGAAGCCAUUGUCGUGCAACCUGGAGACCAGCUUCUCAGUCCAGAAAGCAGAUUGAACACUCCAGCUACUGUCAGAGAGGAGGAAGUGGACUCAGCCACACAAAACCCCAGGUAUGUCACCAUGGCCUGUGAGAUGGUGGCGGAGAUGGUGGCGUCUCUGCAGUCGGUGCUGGCCUUGGGCCACGAGAGGAACAGCAGCAUGCCCGCCUUCCUCACCGCAGUGCUGAAGAACAUUGUCAUCAGCCUGGCCCGCCUCCCCCUUGUCAACAGCUACACCCGCGUACCCCCACUGGUGUGGAAACUUGGAUGGUCACCCAAACCAGGAGGGGAUUUUGGUACCGUGUUUCCUGAGAUCCCCGUGGAGUUCCUCCAAGAGAAGGAAAUCUUCAAAGAGUUCAUCUACCGCAUCAACACCCUGGGGUGGACUAGUCGGACUCAGUUUGAAGAAACGUGGGCCACUCUCCUCGGCGUCCUGGUGACUCAGCCCCUGGUGAUGGAGCAGGAGGAGAGCCCACCAGAGGAAGACAUGGAGAGGACCCAGAUCCAUGUGCUGGCCGUGCAGGCCAUCACCUCCCUGGUGCUCAGUGCCAUGACCGUGCCCGUGGCGGGCAACCCCGCCGUGAGCUGCUUGGAGCAACAGCCCCGGAACAAACCCCUGAAGGCUCUCGACACCAGGUUCGGGAGAAAGUUGAGCAUGAUCAGGGGGAUUGUAGAGCAGGAGAUUCAAGCCAUGGUUUCUCGGAGAGAAAAUAUUGCCACCCAUCACCCUUACCAGGCCUGGGAUCCAGUCCCCUCUCUGUCCCCAGCUACUACAGGUGCCCUCAUCAGCCACGACAAGCUGCUGCUGCAGAUCAACCCGGAGCGGGAGCUGGGCAACAUGAGUUACAAGCUGGGCCAGGUGUCCAUCCACUCCGUGUGGCUGGGGAACCACAUCACGCCCUUGAGAGAGGAGGAGUGGGAGGAGGAAGAGGAGGAGGAAGCCGACAUCCCCGCGCCGGCAUCUCCUCCCGUGUCUCCCGUCAACUCCAGGAAACACCGAGCUGGAGUUGAUAUCCACUCGUGUUCGCAGUUUCUGCUUGAAUUAUAUAGCCGGUGGAUCCUGCCGUCCAGCUCUGCCAGAAGGACCCCAGUCAUCCUCGUCAGUGAAGUGGUUCGAUCGCUUCUCGUGGUCUCGGACUUGUUCACUGAACGCACCCAGUUUGAGAUGAUGUACCUGACACUGACGGAGCUGCGGAGGGUGCACCCCUCAGAAGACGAGAUCCUCGUGCAGUACCUGGUGCCUGCUACCUGUAAGGCUGCUGCUGUACUCGGCAUGGACAAAGCGGUGGCGGAGCCAGUCAGCCGUCUACUGGAGAGCACCCUCAGGAGCAGCCACCUGCCCUGCCAGAUUGGAGCCCUGCACGGCGUCCUCUACGUGCUGGAGUGUGACCUUCUGGACGACACCGCCAAGCAGCUCAUCCCGGUCGUCAGCGACUACCUCCUGUCCAACCUCAAAGGGGCAGCCCACUGUGUGAACAUUCACAGCCAGCAGCAUGUGCUGGUGAUGUGUGCCACCGCCUUCUACCUGAUCGAGAACUAUCCUCUCGAUGUGGGGCCAGAGUUUUCGGCGUCCAUAAUACAGAUGUGCGGGGUGAUGCUGACCGGCAGCGAGGACUCCACCCCCUCCACCAUCUACCACUGCGCCCUGCGCGGCCUGGAGCGCCUCCUGCUGUCCGAGCAGCUCUCCCGGCUGGACACAGAGUCGCUGGUCAAGCUGAGCGUGGACAGAGUGAAUGUGCACAGCCCGCACCGCGCCAUGGCAGCCCUGGGCCUGAUGCUUACCUGCAUGUACACGGGAAAAGAGAAAGCCAGCCCAGGCAGAGCCUCUGACCCCAACCCUGCAGCCCCGGACAGCGAGUCCGUGAUUGUCGCUAUGGAGCGAGUGUCAGUUCUCUUUGAUAGGAUCCGGAAGGGGCUUCCUUGUGAAGCCAGGGUGGUGGCAAGGAUCCUGCCUCAGUUUUUGGAUGACUUCUUCCCGCCCCAGGACGUGAUGAACAAAGUCAUUGGAGAGUUUCUGUCCAACCAGCAGCCGUAUCCUCAGUUGAUGGCCACUGUGGUGUAUAAGGUCUUCCAGACGCUGCACAGCGCGGGCCAGUCGUCCAUGGUCCGGGACUGGGUCAUGCUGUCCCUGUCCAACUUCACGCAGAGGACGCCCGUCGCCAUGGCCAUGUGGAGCCUCUCCUGCUUCUUCGUCAGCGCGUCCACCAGCGUGUGGAUCUCCGCCAUCCUUCCGCACCUCAUCAGCAGGAUGGGCAAGCUGGAGCAGGUGGACGUGAACCUCUUCUGCCUGGUCGCCACAGACUUCUACAGACACCAGAUAGAGGAGGAGCUGGACCGCAGGGCCUUCCAGUCAGUGUUUGAGGUGGUGGCCACGCCGGGAAGCCCGUACCACCGGCUGCUCGCUUGUUUGCGGAAUGUCCACAAGGUGGCUGCGUGCUGAGCACCUGUGGCGGGAGGCGGAGGAGCUGCGGGGCCGGAGCCCGGCCGCCCAGCGCGCGUGUGCGCGUGCGUGCGAGUGUGCGCCUGCCACAGCCGUGGCCGCCGGGGGCAGCUAGCAGUGAGGGGUGCCCCACAGCAGCACAGUGCAGGGAGGGGUGGGGAGAGCCUGCGUCCCGCGUCCGGGCCCUACUGUCCGCUGGCAGUCCUGGCCCGCAGGGCCGUGUCCUUCUCCCAGAGCUCCCCGGGCGGCGGCUGCCCUUAGGGCGGGGCAUUAGCUCCGGCUCUCGCCAGGGGGUCUCGAGCCCCCCCCCACCCCCGGGCCCCGCAGGCAGACUCCCGGCCGCCCGGCGGGCCGGUGUUGUCCCUGCGCCUCCCCAGCGGGGUGCGCCUGGUGCACUGGCGCCUGGCCGGGGACUGAGGGUGCCUAGCGCCGUUCUCCCUUUCUCUGUGGUUCUCAGGACUUAAAGUUUAAUUAUCUAUAAGUAAAGAGAUUAAUUUUAAUGUAACUCUUCCUCUGCCCGUGUACAGUGUGUGAUUGGCAAGGCCUUUGCUGCAUGUCACCGUACCCCUGGAGGUGGGCUGGCCCCGGCCGCCACGCCCUCUCCUGUAGCCGCUCCUUCCGGUCAGGCCGUGCCUCCUGUAGCGCCCUCAGACCCGGUGGCACGCCGCCCUUUUUUACACACUCCCAUGUAUUAGAACGUAGAAAGACGUUGGUGUCAGGCUCCCACCCAGAAAUCCUCCUGGGGCCAGCCCGGGGGCUGCCAAGAGCCGCUGUCCCAGGUCUUGGUGUUCAUCACAGAGGGGUGGCUGGGGGCAGCCCCGUCGUGCCCAGGAAGUGUGGUUCUGAGCUGAGCCGGGCAGUGGCCUCCCGGAGCUGGCCAGCCAGCGCUGCACACACGGCCCCCGUCUGCUGUGCACAGCGGGAUCGGCAGCCCUGGGGCCCACCGGGCUCCACUUUGUCUCUGCCCCGUCAGUCAAGAGCGAAGGGUAGUGUCCCGAUGAUUGUGACGGGUGAGGCCCAACAGCUCCUCCUUCCCUUCCCAGCUCUGCGCCUAGCCAGGCCUCAGAGCCCACCAAGGGGGCUGUCUCAGCCAGGAUGAGCUCGCAGGGAGGGAGGGCCCGUGGCAGGCGCUCCACCGCCUCCAUCCCGGACUGCCUAGAGUAGCCAGGUCGUGUAGAUGCAGAUGAACCCAACACCAAGAGGCUGUCUCUGAUUCCCUGGCUCACUCUGGAAGCUCGGCUCGCCGUCUGACUUGGUGGUCGGCAGCCCCUCUGCUUCCCACGCCCUAGAGGCUGGCCUGCAGCGUUGGUGACCUCUAUGCUGGUUGGUCCAGUGGUUGGUGAUUCAGGGUUUACCUCGGUAGGUGAUGAUUUGGUACUAUUCCAAAGGAGGGAGCGUUUGGUUAACUGCUUGUCAGUGGGUUAACUGCCCGGGACCCUCGAGCUCCCCUGUGCCGGCUCCAGUGACAGCAGGGGGGCAUGCCUGGGGGCCCACAGGGGGGAGCCCUCCACACUGGCCCAGCAGGGGCCGGGACCUGAGCCUGGUGUGAGCACGGCAAGGGCGGCGCCCACCGUGUUUGAAGAGGUCCUGGAGGGUGUUAGUGGGAAGUAGGAGGUCCCCGGUUCUCUUUCUUGUUUGGGACUCCCCCGCCCCCGAACGCUGCCGGAGGCAUCUGCGCCCUGCGUCCCGCCCGCCCCACAGCUCCAAGGCCGGCCGAGGCAGGCCAGACGCGGCUCCCAGCUGGAUGUCCACGUGUGAGGUGCCAGGGGCGCAGCUGUGCCGCGCGGGCUCCCGUCCUGGGCUCCGCGGAGCUCUGCUGGCCUCGGCUCAUCCUGCUCAGCAGGGGUCCGGAGCCCAGAUCUGCCGUGGGCGCCACCCCAGGGGCCCUCCUGAGCGAUGGGGGAUGGACACCAGUUCCGCGUCAGGACGUGGCGGAAGGUGUGCGCGUGCGCACGUGCACACAGUUCUGCGGGCACACGCCUGAAGACGCGCCUGGCCCGUUCUCCCUGGCCCUGCCCUGCGGUCUGCCACGGACGCUCGGCCGGGCGGCCGGAGCUGAGGCGUGGAGCUCAACAAGAGAAGCGGCCCCGCCGGCAGAGCGCCGCGCCCGGCAGCCCCACAAGGGCCAGGACUUCGCCAAGUUCCUCCAAGCGUGUGGGUUUCGGAAUUUUACUGAAAAUACCGUUUUUGAUUGUUAAGUUGUUUUUUUUGUGUGUGUGGGGAGGGAAGGGUAUUUUUGUUUCCUGCUGGUACUAUCAGGAAAGAUUUUAAUGAAACCAGGGUAGAAUUAUCUGGCAAUGCACUUAAGCAUGUUUCUUCUCCAAAAAUGUGCCUCCCUUCCUCUGCUGGCUCUACUGGCGUGUGUAGGUGACUUCCCAGAUGCCAAGUGUCCUUUCUCGCUCUCUCAUGCCUGCCUGCACCUGCCCCCCUCCGAAGGGAAGGCACCGGAAGGCACUGCUGGGACAGGGACUUCCUUGGGGAGCCCCAGCUGCCCUGCCGGCCGGGAGCUCCGCUGGGCUGGGGCUUACACAGCAGUAACGGGCUCGUCUGGGGCUGGCCAGGUGUUUGCGGAGGAGGAGAUGAGUUUCUUACUGCUGGUGGGCUUCCUCCUGGCGAUGUCCCCGGUGUGGACUUGGGGCUCCCCCUGCUGGGACCGUCAGUGGUGUCCGUGGUCGGGGUGGAGCCUUGCACAUGGAGAGCUGUUGAGGCGGGGUGGGAGCUGCUGGGAAGGAGGGACCCACCCACCCAGACAGACUGUGACAACCGAAGGGGGCCUGGAAGGUUCGGGCCACACUCGAGCGUCUGGGGCAGGCCGUGCUGCGAGCUGGCUGGCGGCGGCGGGGCCCUGCCCACUGGGCAGGUUGCGUGGAGGGGCCUCGCGGGUGGGACCUUGCUGCUGUGAGCCGUGCGUGGCGUGGCGUGGCGUGGCGUGGCGUGCGAGAGGGGCGUGCCAUCGGCUCCACUGGGCGUCAGCAGGGCCAUGAUGGGCACAUCCUGGAGCCCAGCCUGGCUGGCCACUUCCAAAAGGAAGGACUGACAGAAGAUAUAUGUAGAUAGAUAGAUUUUUUA
Perognathus longimembris pacificus (Pacific pocket mouse) is the source of this 12589-nucleotide messenger RNA. RefSeq names its product huntingtin (gene Htt). Gene Ontology annotation, cellular component: nucleus; cytoplasm. Gene Ontology annotation, biological process: microtubule-based transport. The coding region runs from base 143 to 9520 and encodes 3125 amino acids. The record is from RefSeq and is a predicted model, not a curated record. NCBI's taxonomy places the organism in Eukaryota, Metazoa, Chordata, Mammalia, Rodentia, Heteromyidae. The transcript is spliced from 67 exons.